This is a messenger RNA of Aspergillus calidoustus, 387 nucleotides long. The record is from the annotation of a GenBank genome assembly. Lineage: Eukaryota; Fungi; Ascomycota; Eurotiomycetes; Eurotiales; Aspergillaceae.
AUGACUCUGCAAGGCACCUUCGCCAACAUUGUCGCCGCACUGAACCAGUACUCCCUCGAAACAAACAACAACACCAUCAACGGCACAGCAUAUAGCCUGCAGGUCCAUGUGCGAGUCCAAUGGCUUUGGCUACUCCUACCCGGUCUCUUGGUUCUCUUAGGCGACACGUUCUUCCUCCUAACCCUUCAAGGAAAUCGACAACAAAAAGGGUCCCUGUGGAAAUCGUCGCUUCUGGCACAUCCUUACCAUGGCUUAGAUAACGUGGUCAGCGCUGGAGGGAUUAACAACUACGCCACUGCUAGCGAGAUGGAGAGUGCUGCUGAGGGAGUCAAGGUCCGCUUGGAGCAUUCUUCACUGCAUCGACGGGAUGUAUUGCAUCAAAAAUAG